CGCGGCUCGUAAAAGAGCCAGACAUGUAACUGAAUGCAGGAGGAGAAAAUUCGGAUGAUUGUGGGACAUUGUUAAUUGAAGUACUGAAUCCAGUGUUGAAGAGUACCAGCUUAGGUUGCAGCCAUGUUGGAAGAGGACAUGGAGGUGGCCAUCAAGGUGGUCGUCGUGGGCAAUGGCGCUGUGGGGAAGUCUAGCAUGAUUCAACGUUACUGUAAGGGCAUUUUCACUAAGGACUACAAAAAGACCAUCGGCGUUGACUUCCUGGAGAGGCAAAUAUUAGUGAAUGAUGAAGAGGUGAGAUUAAUGCUGUGGGAUACUGCAGGACAGGAGGAAUUUGAUGCUAUCACCAAGGCCUACUACAGAGGUGCCCAGGCGUGCGUGCUCGUGUUCUCCACCACAGACAGGGAGUCAUUUGAGGCAAUCAGCAGCUGGAGGGAGAAGGUGGAAAUGGAGGUCGGAGACAUCCCUACAGUUCUGGUGCAGAAUAAAAUUGACCUGCUGGAUGACACUGUAAUAAAAAACGAGGAGGCUGAAGGAUUGGCAAAGAAGCUUAAGUUAAGGUUUUACAGGACCUCAGUGAAGGAGGAUCUCAAUGUUAAUGAAGUUUUCAAAUAUCUAGCGGAAAAAUAUCUACAACGACUCAAGCAACAAUCCGCUGAGGAGCCAGAGGUUGUUCAUACAACAAGCAAUAAAAUAGGCGUUUUCAACACCACAAGCAGCAGUCACUCAAACCAGAACUCCAGCGACCUCAACGGCCGUGAAGUCAUCAACCUACGACCAAACAAGCAAAGGACCAAGAAGAGUAAAAACCCCUUUGGUAGCUGUAGACUUGUUUAG
Molecule: messenger RNA, 837 nt
Organism: Chanos chanos (milkfish)
Lineage: Eukaryota; Metazoa; Chordata; Actinopteri; Gonorynchiformes; Chanidae
Gene: rab23
Product: RAB23, member RAS oncogene family
Exons: 7
Coding region: 124-837 (237 amino acids)
Molecular function (GO): GTPase activity; GTP binding
Source: RefSeq, a predicted model, not a curated record